AUGACAACCAUACGAGCUGACAUGCAGCAGCUGCGCGCGUUCAUUGACGCUAAAAAGCGCGGUAUUGAGGAUGCGGAGAAGCGAUACGAUGUACAAACCGCUGUUUAUGAGUUGCGGAAUCUGGCUGCACCGUUGCAGAGCCUCGAGCAAUUUUCGCCAACAUGGAAGAGUCUCUAUAUUGACUUCUUCUAUCGCGAUGUUACAGCGUUCCUGCUGAGAUUUGUAACUGUUCACCUGGAAGCAUGCUUUUCAGAGCAGGAUCGAGAGCAGGCGUUUGACAUCUUCUUUGAUCGUGCGAUUGUUCCAUCUAGUAAAGCAAUUGGAGCUUUGGUGUCCACGCUUUCUGCCACAAAAAUAUCCGCACAUGCAGCAAAGGAAAGGGAAGAAGACGAUGUCGAGGCAACUACUGUUCAAUGCAUUCGACUCCUGGAAAAAGCUGUUAGCAUCGAUGGAGUACUGGACAUCGUGACCGAAAUGAUAAUGCAAGAACAGCAAUUGACGACGAGGAAUAGUCACAGUGUCAUUGGUCACCAGGUCCUUAUUUCACAACUCGCAUCACUACCGGAUCUCAUCUAUAAUCGACGUCAACGCAACACCCCAGCGGCAUUUUACCCGCAACGAUACUUUCCAAUGCUUUGCGAUUGCUUAUUCCUUUGCAAUUACAGUCAAGGUUCCCCAGGUAGCCAAUCCAACACCUUCCGAAUGUUUUUCGACAAAUUGACUCGAAUUGGGCAAGCACAAGCAUUAGUCCAGAGCUGGUUACGCUCUAUCGACACCAAUUUAAAGUGGGAAAUGUCUGCAUGCCUCUUCCAAAGCGUUCCAGAGUCAGCAUAUGAGCACCUUCUUUUACAUAUUGCAGAUGUAAAAACACCAAAUUCUCUAAGCGCGCAGCAAGCUUUGCGUCUAUCCAAGUACAGGCUUCUCGCACAUAUUCCCUCAGACGUGUGCUCGAACAAGCAUUUUCAGUAUGUCGUUGUCCACAAAUUGUUACUCCGAAAGCCAAUCAGCGAUUUCUUCUUUUGGCGCGUGCUGGCUGACAUAAUGACUAAAGGCGAAGAGUGUAUAACUUCGUCUGCACUAGCUGCCGUAUUCGAUUUGAUACUCACGCGGUGGAGCCAAAGUGACUUCGCCGUCUCCACUGAGUAUACUGUGAACGCCUCAGUGUGCUUCUUUCUGCGCUACAGUCUGCAAAAGCUCUCGGACAAUGGUAUGAUGAAAUCAUAUAUAAAACAAGACUGGAUCACGAAGCUUUGCAAGGGAAUUCAAGACCACAUGAGCCAUUCGCUUGAGCGCGUACGAGCAUUAGGCAUGCGUGUGGGUGAGAGUUUGUCGCACAUUAUUGCAUCCGAAAAGCCGUUAGACUUUGAAUUGGUGGAUCAAGACCCAUUAGCGGUAUAUGGAUGCCCCGUAUUAUAUGAACAGCCUGAAACGGGAUUAACUGAUCUCAAAGCAGACGAGCGCUUGAACCAAGAGGCAAAAUUGGACCAGAAUAGUUCUAGUCGACAGAAACAUUCUAAACAUCGAUCGGCGAAGCCAUAUACACUUGAUCCCGACGAAUUGGUGCUUAGUGAUGACGGUGAUGAGGAGAAUUCCUUACAGAGCGAUCGAGAAUCGGGAUCAUGUUUGAACGAUGCCGACUCCGACUCCGAUAUGAGCUUGGAAGCGUAUGAUUUGGAGGAUGACGAGGAAGACUUAACAGCCAAGCGACCGUUGUAUCUCAAAGAUUUGAUUGCUGGACUCUUGUCGGAUGAUAACCGCGAAAGAACAGAAGUGGCUUUGAACGAAGCCGAAGUCUUACUCCGUCGUACGCCGCGGGAUCUGAAAGACAAAGCGCACGACGUGGUCCGAGCAUUACUGCGGCUGGAGAACAAGUACAAAACACCACAGUUUGUCAAACUUAGGUUACAAGCUCUGGCAACAGCAUGCGCACUUGCCCCGACUCAAACACUUCCGUAUCUUUGUAGUCAGGCGCUGGAGCGUGAGCAACUGUUACAGUCCCGGAUUGAUGUACUCCAAGCAAUGAUCACGGCUGCUCAGGAACUAUCUCAAAGAGGAGGUGGUAAACAAUAUAGUAACGCUCCCAAGACGCUACUGCGAGAGCAAGUUGGGAACGACUUGGAGACACGAACGAUGCAAAGUCUGAAAACUCGUCGCUGGGGCUAUCGCCGCGAUCCAUUGGUCGCACCAACGAAAAAUGCAUUCGCGCCCUACGCAUUGCAAUUUUUCUCGCCGCUAUUAUUCGGGUACGUUCAAUAUAUGCAAAAGUUCUCGGACAAUUUUGGUAAGGCACGAAGUGAGAUUGAGCAAAUGUUUCUGGCGCACUUACUGCACGCUCUUGCAAACUUCGUCGAAUGCGCGGGACAUUCGACGCAAACGGUGGCAAUGGCAAAAUGCUUGCUUGAAUUUUCUUGGAGUGAAAGAUCUUGCUCUAGUGCCGAAGUCCGUCGUCAAGUGCUCUUCAGUAUCAGUCGUGUGUUGCUCGUUGUUUCGCCUACACUUUUGCAGCGGGAAGUAGGUGAUGUUCUCGUAGAGAUCGCUCCGUGGCUGCAUCAGGUGCAAAAUCAUGACCCGGACGCUGGUUGUCGUGAAGCAGCGCGGAUGCUCAAUACGUGCGUGAUUAUGCCAGAGGCUUCCAUUUCGCUCUCAUUUCUAUCCUAA
This is a messenger RNA of Plasmopara halstedii, 2658 nucleotides long. Its product is annotated as telomere length regulation protein tel2. Gene Ontology annotation, molecular function: telomeric repeat DNA binding; Hsp90 protein binding. Gene Ontology annotation, biological process: telomere maintenance via telomerase; protein stabilization. Lineage: Eukaryota; Oomycota; Peronosporomycetes; Peronosporales; Peronosporaceae. The transcript has 4 exons. The record is from RefSeq and is a predicted model, not a curated record. Gene Ontology annotation, cellular component: cytosol. Bases 1 to 2658 code for a protein of 885 amino acids.